UUCGUAACGAGUCUACGUUUUUUCCUGGGAUUGUCUGCAUCCUCAAUAUCGGAUAUUGGUUCGUCAUCUUCGUCAAUACUGAAAUCUGAAUCUACAACGUCCUCUCCUUCUUCUUCAGCUCUAUAAUUUCAAUAAUUAGUUUAAAAGGACUUAAAUAGAAGCAAUUUUUACUGAUAUUCGUUGUCCGAUUCAGUAUUUUCAAAACCCCCAUAGUUUUCCUUGUAAAACUCAUCAGGACAAUCAUCUUCUUCAUCCAACAAUUUCGACAUUCGGUUGCCGGCAUUGUAACGUUUUCCUCGAUCCAUUUUUUAAUUAAAAAUACACUAAUACGAGAUAAUGUUUAUUUUAAAUAGAAAUUAAUUUAAUUUUUCACAAAUUUAAGCUUUUUGUUUAUUUAUUUUAUUUAGCAGUGACAUACAAUGACAGUGACAUUAUUUUAUUUUGCAUCUUUGUCUUACCCAAGAAAAAUGACAAGGACGGAAAUAAAAGUAUAGACAGAUGAAGCAUGUGGCUAACUUCACGAUUGUUGUUUUUCGAUACACCAUAACCUCAAUUUAUGAUUGUUUUUGUUCUUGGAGAGACUUGAAUUUAGUAUAUGGAAAUUUUAAAUUUAACAUCCACAGUUGUUGUAGACUUCUAUUUUAAAAGGCUUUUCACAACUACUUCUAAAAUUAUCUCUAUGGCAUUAAAAAAUCCCAUAAGACUUCCAGACAUUGCCGGAUAUGAAGAAAGAAAAAAUGACAUUGUUUAUAGCAAACCCUUGGUUGAUUCCGCUGUAGCAAAAGUGGUAAUUUUUUUUCCUGGAGACGUACAAGAUUACAUAGAAAACAUGGAAGCUCACAGAGACAACAAACAUCACAAACAAUGGAAUUUAGAAGGCACUGCUAGCAUAUUGCAAAAGAAAUUUCCUGAAAAUCAUAUUUUGGUUGUCAAACCAUCCAGAAUGGACUUUAAAACUUUUAGUUGCUUCCAGAAUUUUGUACAAAGCAGUCAGCUUGGUAUACCCGAACACAUACCUAAUUUUAAUUCCUUAAACCACUUGGAAGCUUUAUUAAAAAAUAUAUCUGAAAGGAUACAACAACCAACUGCCUUAGACAAAUUGGAUAGAGAAAUUGUAGGUUUCAGUAAAGGUUGCGUUGUAUUAAAUCAAUUUGUCCACGAAUUCCAUUAUAGUAUUAUAAACAAAGACCAAGGAAUAUUAAAUAUAAUCAAAAAAAUUAAAUCAAUGUAUUGGCUGGAUGGUGGACAUUCUGGUGGUAAAAAUACUUGGAUUGUGCAACAAGAUGUUUUGACUAGUUUAUGUUCUUUAGAUAUUAAUAUAAAUAUUCAUGUGACGCCAUACCAAAUCCAAGACGACCGAAGGCCCUGGAUCAAAAAAGAAGAAAAAACGUUUUCAGAUUUCCUACAAAAACACAGCAGCAAAAUAACAAGAUUGGUCCACUUUGAAGCGAUCCCACCAAGCAUAAUAACCCACUUUGAUGUAAUUAACAGCUUCAAAAAAUAAACCAAUAAUUUAUUAAGAAAAGAUCCAUUUAAUGUUAACUAUUUUAUAAUACAAAAAAAUAUUCACAGCAAAGGCUUAUGAAUUGUACAUUAUUUUCAAUUAACUUCCCUAAAUUGAAAAAAAAAAUGAGGUACUCUAUUCCUAUAAUACAAAAAAAAUAAAUCAUACUUGUUAACAUUGUUGCCAAUAAUAAUUCCCAACGAAAAAAAAUCUGUGCGGGGCCCACAAAUAUCCUCAUCAAUAUCUUUCCCUUCUGUAUCUAUCUCCGCGUUCUCUGCUCCUAUCCCUACCAUGAUGACUAUACUUAUUUCUGUUGGGACUUCUGCUUCUAUCCCCAUAUUUAGGGUCUCGCCUUUCAACCCCGCG
Ceutorhynchus assimilis (cabbage seed weevil) is the source of this 1870-nucleotide messenger RNA. The record is from the annotation of a GenBank genome assembly. NCBI's taxonomy places the organism in Eukaryota, Metazoa, Arthropoda, Insecta, Coleoptera, Curculionidae.